Molecule: messenger RNA, 2221 nt
Organism: Gymnodraco acuticeps
Lineage: Eukaryota; Metazoa; Chordata; Actinopteri; Perciformes; Bathydraconidae
Product: AF4/FMR2 family member 2-like
Biological process (GO): regulation of RNA splicing
Cellular component (GO): nuclear speck; nucleus
Molecular function (GO): G-quadruplex RNA binding
Source: RefSeq, a predicted model, not a curated record
AACUUUGAUUUAUUUCUCCUGUAGUGCGGCGUCGGGGAGCAGCAGCGAAUCAGAGAGCAGCUCGGAGUCGGACACAGACGAAUCAGAGAGCAGCUCCAGUGACAGCGAGUACAAUCAGGCCUCGCGUACACACACUCCAGAGCCCGAGCCCUCCGCCAACAAGUGGCAGUUAGACAGCUGGUUGAAUAAAGUCCAAGCUCAAACCAAACCCCUGCUUCCCCUUCAGCAAGAACAUGCCACAGGCGCCAUCUCCCGGCGUACUUCUCCAGGGAGAGAAGCACCAGGAGUGGGUACAGCUGUCAAGACUAAGCCCUGUGGAUCCACCAGCACCCCUGCUCCUGCUGCACCCACGCUCGAACACAAAGAACCCCGAGGAGCCUUAUGCCCGGCCAGAGAGAAAGCCAAGGCCAAGCUGAGCCAGAAGGCCUCCGGGGAGGGUCAGAGGUCAAAGAUGAGGAUGUCACCGGGCCUGUUGUCAGGGCUGGAGGUCACGACCCCGAGGAGGAUCACCACAGGGAAGAAACAGCCCAGACGGACAGAGAGGUCAAACAGUGUGGAGGAGAAUCAGAGCCAGACGUGGAGCAGAACAAACCAGCAGAGCCCUGCAGCGAGGGAGAAGGACCUGUUGCCUCCUCCCUCCCUGGAGCUUCAAAACCCCCCUAGGCCACGCAGCAAACCCCCCAGUGGGAAAACAGCCCCCAGGAAAGAGCCUCGCAGUGCUACCAACACAAACAACAACACAGCGACUCCACCAGCCGCACUCCAGCAAGCCCCCACGCCAAUUCCUGCUGUCAGUGUAAACCAGCAGGACAAGAAGAAACACAGAGGCCCAAGCACCAAAAUCACCCCAAAGUCCCGAGAGUUCAUCGAAACAGAUUCCUCGUCCUCAGAAUGCCACUCGGAUUCGGAGGAGGCGAUCAAAGUCCCCGCUCUGCCUCCUCAGACUGCGCGCUCUGCCAUCAGCACACACACUCUGUCCAGCACGCACACACACACUCCUCUCCUCCCGUGCCUCACUUCUGCUGGCAGUAUGGGACCCUCGGGGGGGAAGGGGCUCCGGGUCAAAGACAGUAGCAGCGUGAUAGCUAACGGUAGCAGCAGUAACGGUAGCAUCGGGGCUUGUGGGAACACCCUGAGCGUUAGCAACAUUAGCGGCUCAUUUGGCCCCUCUGUGCCUGAUCCUGGGGGGUCAGGGGUCCCAUGCAAAGAGUCCAUGUCUCCCCCGUCCAACAUCGGAAACGAGGCGCCCCUGUCUCCGUUCAGGGAAUAUCAAGAAGUCCAGAGUUUAUGGGUGAAAAUUGACCUGAGCUUUCUCAGCAGGGUGCCUGGCCAGGGUCCGGGGGACAGAGCCAAAGUAGAGAGGGACGGAAGUGAGAGACAGGGGGAGAGGACAGAGAGACAGAAGCAGGCAGAGAGAGAGAGGCAGAAGCUGCCUAAAGCUGAGAAACAGGAAGAGGAGAAUGAGCGAUUAGCGCAGGACAGAGAGAGGCAGAUGGACAGAGAGGACAGGGGGGAGAGGGAGAAGGUGUGCCAAGGUCUGGGGGUCCUGGAUACCCCCCCUGUGCUGGAGCAGAGUAAUCCCAGGCUGGCAGGCAGGACGGAGAGAGCGGAGAGCGGAGGCAAACACAGGGUGCCGGUAGCAGGAACUAUGGUGGUCCCCGCAGAGAAACACACCAGCAAGAGCAAGAGGAAACACAAGACAGAGCACAGCGAGGCAUCAGUCAACGGCAAUAAGAAGCUGCGGUUGGACAAAGACUGUCUGCUCCUCCCACCAUGCAUCUCCCCAAUACACAACCACAAGAACAGCACCACAGACAGCUCAUUAAACAGGAAGCAGUCUCGGCGGCGCGACGACAAGCUGCUCCCCCCCCUCCUGUCCCCGCUCUCUGACGGCCCCCCUCGGAAACGAACGUGUGACAGCAGUUCCUCUCUCAGCCAGGAGGGCGCUGCCACACUGCCCUGCUCCUCCUCUUCCUCCUCCUCUUCCUCACACAGACACAAGAGAGGGGAAGAAAAGGCGUCAUCACAUGCGAGGAACGGCAGCGAAGUUGAUACCCGCAAUGAGAAGCCCAGUGGAGACAGUUACCAUGCCAACGGACCGUCAGACUCGGAGGUGUGGUCGGAACCUCGCCGACCCAGACUGUCAUUCAGCGACACAGUCCACAGUGCUGACUACUACAUGCAGGAGGCCAAGAGACUGAAGCACAAGGCCGAUGCUCUG